UUUCGAGCUAGCGCAGUCCGUUUGUUUCUUUCUCACGAUGAUUCAUUCGUUUAUCUUUAGCUUAGUAGUGCGUCCAUUGUAAAAAAAACUAAAAUUACCCUGUAAAUUAAUCGAUUUUCGGAGUAGUUUUGGUCAGCUUUAGUGCUGAUUGGUUUUAAAACCGGUUACGCGUUUGAUACAAGUUGAUUCCUAAUCCGCGAUCUGAGAUUUGGUGCGAAAAAGAAAAAAGCAAUACUGGCGAAAGGAGAGGUGAUUUUUAAAUGGUGGUGCAGUUUCGUGCAGUAAUUUCCAUUUGCAAUACUUGGCUGAAACAACAGCGAAAGAGUGGAAGAGUGGGGCAGGCAGAACAAGUGUAAGUGAAGCUAAAUUAAAGUCAAGUGCGCUCUUCAAGGUCUGCUAGAAUUCUUGGAUUAAACCAGAAACCCGCUGGAUAGUAGACCGCAUCACCACCAUGGACGGAGAGUCGGAGAAGCAACCGCUGUUGAAACAGUCAUCCCAAUCAGGUCAACCGCAAUCCUCAUCGGAACAACCACCACCAGCGGUUGUCACAGCUUCCUCAAUUGGGCCCGAUGAACUCCCACCGUCCUACCAACAGGAACAACAAAGCAGUGUUAUCGUAACGUGUCGCGUCUGCCAGGCCUUGAUAGAUAUCUCGUGGAAGAAGGAACAGCACGUUGUCAAGUGCUCACAGUGCAAUGAGGCUACGCCAAUCCGCAACGCUCCACCUGGCAAAAAGUAUGUUCGCUGCCCCUGCAAUUGUUUGCUUAUUUGUAAGAGCUCCUCCCAGCGGGUGGCCUGCCCGAGGCCCAACUGCAAGCGCAUCAUCAACCUGGCGCCGAGUCCGGUGACGCCACCGUUGCUGUCGAUGCCCGGCAUGUGCCGUGUCAGCUGCGGCCACUGUCACGAUACAUUUUUGUUCGACACAAUGAAAAAUAACCUGGCCAGGUGCCCUCACUGUCGCAAGGUUUCUUCGGUCGGUGCAGACUUUUGUCGUAAGCGGCGUAAUCUGCUGCUGCUUGGAGGAUUGAUUUUCUUAGGAAUCGGUAUAGGCGUUACAUACGGUACUAUGAGCUACGCAAGGAGCCACAAUGGAAUGUAUAUUGCCUACAUCAGUCUGUUUUUGGUCGCUUUGCUUUUGUUCGCCAAGACGAUAUACUACUGCACGCUGAAAGUGAGUAGCGUGGAAGGAGCAAUCUAAAGAGAGCCAUGGAAAAGUUCUCCUAGUUCAACGUCUUCUGUGCAGGUGUCGUUCCCUAUCUUCAAAAGAGAAAAAAAGGUAACCGGAAAAUCAAAAGAAAUUUUCUUUGCCCAUACACAACACUAGGAAACGAACAAUUUAUAGACAUUCCCAAGAGUGAACAGCACGAUAGCAAUCGAGGAUGUAUUAAUGUAGAACUCAUACACAAACUUUGUUAUUCGCUGCUGCCGAAUAGUGAUGGUUCCCAAACAGAUACAACAAUGCAGGUACAUUUUGUGUUAAAAACCUUCGAAUUAGCCACAGAUCUGGUUUAUUGGUUACAGAAUAAGAUGUGAAAGCCAUAUUCAAAUUUAACAGUGGAUGAGCUCGAACAAGGACAUUAGAAAAUGAUCUACGCUGUAACUCCCAAAGCGGUAGUAGAUGGUGAUGAGUAGCAUUAAGAUAAAGCAUAUAAAAAGAUCAUCGAUACAUAUAAUAGAUAUGAUUUACUGGAACGUAUUUUUUACAUUUUACAUAUUGUAAUCACUCAUUCUGAAUUUAUAUGCUGUAUAAAUUAACCGGAUAAGUGCAGGAAGUGAUGUUUCUGAUCUUAUGUUUAAGAAAAGUUAUAUUUAAUUUAAUUAUAAAAUAAACUAUACGCAGAAACUGUAUGUUUGAAAAUACA
Messenger RNA from Armigeres subalbatus, 1862 nucleotides. RefSeq names its product type 1 phosphatidylinositol 4,5-bisphosphate 4-phosphatase-like. Gene Ontology annotation, molecular function: phosphatidylinositol-4,5-bisphosphate 4-phosphatase activity. Gene Ontology annotation, biological process: phosphatidylinositol dephosphorylation. Gene Ontology annotation, cellular component: late endosome membrane; lysosomal membrane; plasma membrane. Lineage: Eukaryota; Metazoa; Arthropoda; Insecta; Diptera; Culicidae. The transcript has 6 exons. The record is from RefSeq and is a predicted model, not a curated record. The coding region runs from base 452 to 1198 and encodes 248 amino acids.